GAGUGUUAAGACGAUUUGAAUUCAGAACGUUUUUUGCUGUUUCCACAUCAAUUCAUUCCCAAACCAAAACUCUCAAGUCGUCAACAUGUCUUUGGAUGAACAAUUCAAUGCUGCCGCUGAAAGCGUCAAGACCAUGACCAAGCGUCCCACCGAUGAGGAAUUCUUGCAAUUGUACGCCUUGUUCAAACAAGCCACCGUUGGUGAUAACACCACCGACAAACCUGGCCUUUUGGACUUGAAGGGCAAAGCCAAAUGGGAAUGGUGGAACAAGCAAAAGGGCAAAUCUCAAGAGGAUGCCAAGAAGGAAUACAUUACCUUCGCUGCUUCAUUGGUAGCCAAAUAUGCCUAAAAAUGUUCCUUUAAUCUUAAAGCUUAGCUUAUACAUAUAAUUCCUGCUUUUCCUGCUAUAUGUACUCCUAUUUUUGUUAUUAAUUUAUCUAUGAAAAAGAAAAAAAGAAACGCAAAUAAAUAAUUUUGUAUAUUUUUAUAUUUGAUGAUAA
This is a messenger RNA of Stomoxys calcitrans (stable fly), 500 nucleotides long. RefSeq names its product acyl-CoA-binding protein homolog. Bases 86 to 349 code for a protein of 87 amino acids. Gene Ontology annotation, molecular function: long-chain fatty acyl-CoA binding. The transcript is spliced from 3 exons. NCBI's taxonomy places the organism in Eukaryota, Metazoa, Arthropoda, Insecta, Diptera, Muscidae. The record is from RefSeq and is a predicted model, not a curated record. Gene Ontology annotation, biological process: fatty acid metabolic process.